AUGUUAUCCUCACCAGAUCCAUCGAUCAUAUAUGCCAAAAGCAUAAUUAGACUAGAUCAGUACGGUAAAUGUGAUGAAUGUGAAAACCCCCUAAGUGAUUUUCAUUGGUGUAGAACAUGCCAAAAUCAAGCUUUCAAACGAGAAUUUGGAAGAUGGACUAGUGGUAACAUAAGUAUAGAUCGAAUAAUACAACAAACUCAACUUGAAGUAAACAAAAAUGAGGAUUAUCUUGAAUGGAUCCCAUUUGAGGAUUUUGAAGCUGUUAAAUAUUUAUCGCAAGGUGCUUUUAGUACUAUUUAUUCUGGAUUUUGGAUCGAUGGCCCUAGACGGACUUGGAUUGAGGAAAAUGAUGACUGGUUUAGAGAUGGUCCAACUAGAUGUGUAUUGAAAAGGAUUGAAAAUUCUCAACAAAUAAGUCAAUAUUAUCUAGAUAAUGUUAUGAAACAUAAUAAAUGUCUUAGAGGCGGGCCUUUGGCAGAUUACUUUGGGGUAUCACGUGACCCAACUGGUUGCUAUAUGUUUGUUAUGAAAUUUUAUGAAAGAAAUUUGUAUCAAUAUCUUGACGAAACUAUGGCAGAUCUUUGUUGGAGAGAUAUAAUAGAAAUUCUUUUGGGUAUUGUAGAUGGUCUUGAACAAAUUCAUGAGAAUGAGUUAUAUCAUGGUAAUUUACAUGGUGAUAUCAUUGCAUCUGAAGUGGCGAUCUAUUUGGAGUUGUAG
Molecule: messenger RNA, 717 nt
Organism: Cetraspora pellucida
Lineage: Eukaryota; Fungi; Glomeromycota; Glomeromycetes; Diversisporales; Gigasporaceae
Source: the annotation of a GenBank genome assembly